Solanum pennellii is the source of this 2171-nucleotide messenger RNA. RefSeq lists its product as uncharacterized. The coding region runs from base 78 to 2171 and encodes 697 amino acids. The transcript has 10 exons. The record is from RefSeq and is a predicted model, not a curated record. Lineage: Eukaryota; Viridiplantae; Streptophyta; Magnoliopsida; Solanales; Solanaceae.
AAUUUUAUGUCAAAAAUAAACCAAAAAAAGCUCCCCACAUUCAUUGUUUCUUUAAUCAUGACAUAAAAGCUGACUUGAUGAAGUAUUUACAUGGACAUGUAUACAAUGUAUUCUGUGAAAGCACCUGCUUUGGUAAACAUAUGCAAAUGCAUCAAUGUCUUGCUCGCGGACAAAUACAUAGGUGUUGCAUGGCGUUAGAACUCAACUGUAGUUCUCGCCAAGCAUUUGUAAUGCGUGUAAAUGGAUCUACGUUGCGUUUCACUUUGAGAGAAUUUGCUUUGAUCAGUGGAUUAAAUUGUGUCAACGAAGAAACUGAUUUCAUCUUUGAUCAGUCAGAACCAAAUAGUUUCAUGGAAAAAUAUUUUGAGGGUGUUAAGUUGAUCAGAAAAAUUGAUAUAAUGAGGAGUUUUCAUCGAAAAGUGUGGGGGGAGAACGAUCAGGAUGGCCUGAAGUUUGCAAUUUUAUACUUCAUUCAGACAGUGAUUUUUUCCGGUGAAAGAUCAACAAAAAAAGUUCCUAGAUUAUAUUUUGAUCUAGUCGAAAGUGGAAGGUACACCCAGUUUCCAUGGGGGAAAAAAGCUUUCUAUUUGCUGAUAAAGAGCCUGAGCAAGAAGUUAAAUGGUAAAAAGCAAUUUUACAGAAUUGGGGGAAUGCCUAUUGUAUUCCAAGUAUGGUUGUUUGAGUGCAGCUCGAGUAAUGAUUUCCAGGUCGCUCAAAAGGUUGAUGACCAUAUUCCAAGGUUGCUCAACUGGCAGACGACCAAUGAGAGUCGUAGAUACAAGAAACUUAUGAACACCAUAUUCAGUGAUGUUAAUAACAAGAUUAAAUUCAGGAACAUUACACCAAAUCAAAGGGAACUUGCAGUAUUGCAACUGCCACCGGAGGGUAUCGAAAAUCAAGCUCCACCUCAGUAUUCAGAUUCAUCAGAUGAUGAGAUAGAUGAUGAAAUAAUUGAUACAGAUGAUGAUCAACGAGAGGGAAGCUGUGACGACAAAGAUUCUGAAGAUGAUUUUCAAGCACCUCCCCCACAAGCAGUAAAGGUCAAAAGGAAGGAAAAUGUUGGUUCCUCAACGUCGCCUCUUAGAAAAAGGACAAAGAAGCUGGUGACUGGUGGAUCAAAACAGGAUGCAAAAAAAUUGGAACCUCGAAUUGCUCUUAAACAGCCGAUGAAAAAGAAUGCUGAGUCAAAAAAGAGAACAAGCGGACCUGAAGUGAAAGGCUGGGUGAAAGAGCUGUCAGAUUUCAGAAAAGAAGUUAAACAAGAGUUUGUUGAAAUUCGCAAUUUGAUCAACGACAACUUCAAAACUGUUCUGGCAGCCAUCAAUUCAAAACGGGAUGAGCAGGAGGCAGAGCAUUCUGAUGAUCAUGUUGUCCCUCCAAAAUCAAAUGAUGAAGAUGGGUAUACACCACCAUACACUUUCAAUAAAGAAUCUCCAACAAAUCAAGUUCUUGUAUCUCAGUGUGAAAAAUUGGAAUCUGGAAAUUCAGAGACACUCAAGGAUUCAAACGACAGUAAAUCAACAACUGUUGUGCCCCAUACAAUCAACACUACAGAUGGAAUAUAUCCCAACUCCGAUGAUCAUGAGGUUUUUUGUAUCAACACCCCUGUUCGAAAUCUGAUUGAAGUGGAUUAUGAGUUAAGUGCACCAAGACCUACAAUUCCUAGAGUAAAUCAACCAAGUUUUGUAUUUGAUAUACCCCCACAAAAAGUGCUUGGAGUAUCUGAAAAAUCUCAUGAGGAUGAUGUUGAACAAAUGCCAUGUCCAGUCCCUAUCCGGAUUUUGGAUCACAUGAAAGUGACAACCGAUUCACAGUUUGAAUUGGACGAUCAAUUAAUGCCUAGUCUCAACUCUAUAAAGAGUAGCAUCGCACCACAUUCAACUGUGAUAAAAGGGCACACCGAACAGCUGCCAACAACAAUUGCAGGAUGCAUUACAACAAAGGCAGAUCAGUCCACUAUCGAUGUCCAAUUGGGUACGAACGGUGAAAAUUUGAUGAUAGAUCAACCUAUCAGCAAUAACGAACAGACGCCAUUACCUACGCGUAGGAAUAGACGUCCAGGUCCUUAUAAUACAUCUCCGUAUCUGACCAAUUUUAGAUCAUCUGCUGGUACAGUAUUCCAUUAUUUUAAUACUUUUGUUAAUGCAUACGAUGUACUUAUAUUGCUAUAA